CCCUUGUACUACAUCAUUCAAAUCAUCAUCUCUGAUUCAUUACCUCCGUUUGAGUUUAAUCAACUUUAUACGCAAGACAUUCGCUUAAGAAAACCUUAACAGCGAAGCCGACAAUUUUAACUUUUUGAACAAAAUGCUUUUCCUCAACUUCAUCAUUUCUACUCUUCUUUCUCUUGGCGUUAUGGCCGCCCCCGUGGCCAAGCCCAAUUUCAACUCUGGUGAAAAAUUUGGUGUUCUCACCGUGCGUUCUGGUGAUGCCAACGUGCAUCAACGCAACUUUUUCGUUGGCGAUUCUGGCAAGAUCUUCCUUGGUCCUUAUGACGGUGCUAAGGAGGCUUCUACCUUCUUUAUUAAGGACAAGAAGCUUUACUUUGACAACCAGGUUGCUUCCCGCGAUGACAAGGGUACCGUUGUCUUUACCAACGACACGAACAAGGCUGCUGAAGGUUUCACUGCCGAGGUGCCCACGAGUUUGGGUUACUACUUGCAAUUCGAUGGCAAGUCUCCUUACGCUUGUCCUUAUGAAACCGCUUACGAAAUUGUCUAUGCCGACAAGGCCGACAAUGGUUGUGUCGGUGUGAAUGCUAUUGCUCUUAAGCCUUUCACUCCUGCCAACAGCACCAAUACUAGCACCAGCAUCGUUAACCCCACAUCGACUGUGGCUCCUACCGCUACCAUUAGUGAUGAUGUGUCUUCUGUCGUCGGUGUUCGCGACAUAACUUCUACUACUCUUGAUCAGUCUGUUAUCGUCACCUCAAUUCCCACUCCUACUAGCGGCCGUUUGCUUCCCAACAAGAUUCGCGUUUACAAGUCUUCUACUCCCAACAAGCAAGGCGAGUCUUGCUAUUCCCCUGAAGUCUCCCUCAUCGGAGAUGAGCAUGUCAAUACUAUUUUCACUUUCAAUGUUGGAAAGGUUAGCGGAAAGUGCUACGUGUCCUUCCAUCUUGAUACCCGUGCGCGCAACCUCGCUAUUUCAGGCGAUAAUGGUGUUGGCAACUUCAUGCUUUACAAUUUGAACGGUAACCCAACCGACGGAACAACUUAUGCUAACACUCCUGCUCGUCUCAGACAGGUUUCUCGUGUUGAUUGUAACUCUGAGGGCUGUGACAGCUUGGUUCCCGUGACUUGCCCUUCUUCUAACUCGGUGGUUUCCUACGAAAUGACCGCCUACGUGCGCAACUCCCACCUUUCCUUCUUUGAGUCCGUUCUCCCUACUGAGGGUCUUUCCUUGUUUAUUUAAGCAACAUUUGACAGCAACUGAUAACCGGUCUUUUGCAUCGCAUAUUCGCAUAUUUUUUCAUAGCUUGCAUUUUCAUAUCAUCAUGUAAUUAUCAAUGAGAUUUUUCUGAUUCUUGUGAUUAAACAGAUGGUAGAGAAAGUUUCCAGGCGUUUAAUGAU
Messenger RNA from Schizosaccharomyces japonicus yFS275, 1398 nucleotides. RefSeq names its product But2 family protein. NCBI's taxonomy places the organism in Eukaryota, Fungi, Ascomycota, Schizosaccharomycetes, Schizosaccharomycetales, Schizosaccharomycetaceae. The record is from RefSeq and is a predicted model, not a curated record. The coding region runs from base 134 to 1240 and encodes 368 amino acids. The transcript has a single exon.